AUGAAAGAGUCCACACCUCAGCGAUUCUGUGAUUUUAUUAAAGGCUUCGAGUUUGAUUAUCUAAGCAUUCCUCCAGAGAAUGCAUGGGAAAAUCUAGAAAAUGCAUAUAUUUUUCAUCUUAAUAAUAUAUUAGAACAAACGGUCUCGGAGGAAACGCGUGAGCUUGUAAAAACAUUACAGCAACAAUGGAUUUUGAUAAAAACUCGUACUAAGAAUAACUUCAUCAAUACUUAUUUACUUUUGCGCGAAAGAAUUGCUGAACGAAAAGUGCAAGCGAUUUCUCAUAAUGUUGCAUGUCGUACUAUAUCUGCUAACGUAGAGAAGGUGGAGAAAAACGUUAUAAAGUGGAUAAAUAGUGAUAAUUCUCAAGAUUCCUUUGCCUUUUCAGAGAAUGAAAGAAAAGAACCUGUGGAAGAAGUCCCUCAUAUCAUCACCAUUUCUCAAAAUAUCCACACCCACACUCAUUCUCCGCGUGAUUCAACCUUGGAUUCAAAUAAUGAUCCAAAAUUAGAAUUGUCUGCCGAUACGCCUGAAGCUCGACGAUCACAAGCUUCCAAUCUGUUAUAUGCUUCCAUGUUCCAGGCAGAAACUGACAUUCAUAACCACGAGAACGAUGAUGAUUUGGAUACACCGGAUCAUGAGGAGGCGAUUGAUAAUAAAGAAGAGGUAAAGGAGGAGAGCAACAAAGAAGUAGCAAGAGAAAACCAAAAAGGGCCAUUUAUAAUGCGCGAACAAAAUCGAAUGGAGUUUACGAAAUCCUAUAAGGCAAUGGACGAAGGUUAUAUGUGGAAACUUUCAUCAGGAAGAAUAGUUGAAAAAGAGUUGUUUAAACUCGGAAACGGUUUGGUGUUUGAACAUGCCAUUCAUUCCUUUAUCCUUGAUGUUGAAGAUGAGUUGAUUAUGGGGCAUUUCACUGAGAAAGAACUCGAGGAGAUAGAAAACACAGCUAUUCCGGAGGUACUCGAUCUUUCGGACGAAGUUGACAAUUUUUUGAGUGAAUUCACUGGCAAGACAAACUUAAACGACAUUCGACAGAUAAUUAAAGAAUCAAUGUUCGGUAAUAAUUACAACCGUGAGAAGCAUCAUGACAUAGACUACAUAUGUCUUGCUUUAUAUGCAUUAGUGAGGGAAAUAGAAAACGGUAAUCUCAAGAACGCAAACCUAGAAAACUGGUAUAACUGCCAUAUAUGGAAUAUAAUAUUCGACCAAGUGUUCGGAGAUAUACAAGCAGUGACUGUUGUCAGGGGGGAAAGUACGAGUGUGUCAACGGCAACACGUAAGAAUAAACAAGCUAAAAGGAAACCAGGUGAACGUCGGAAAGUUGGACGUAGAGGGGAUUGGAUUCUUAGAGCCGUAGGCAACGGUAACAAAGAUGAAUUUGGGGCGGGGGAGGCAGGCAAAGAUUGGACAGAUAAAUAUGGGACAAAGUAUCUCAAGGAAAUUGGCUUAAAACUUCCAAAAACGCUGAAAGAUAUGUUAAUGAAUUUAAUGGAGAGGGCAAAUUGGGACAAAGAUGUGUGCAAAAAUAUCCAGACCGUCGGAAUUAUACACGAAGGUCUUAUGAUGUCGUUGGUAUAUGCCGACAAUCCGAAAGGAUACAUCUGCAGGUUUCGUCGUAGCGACCUUAUGGAAGUACCAGAUACGGCGGAAAAAUUUGAUUCAGUCUUGACAAUAUUGGCAUCUGUCCUAAUCGCAAAGAGAUAUCCAAAACAAAACGACAGACUACCAAAUCAUCAUUUAAGGGUUCAGGGUACCGAAAGCGAUCCCGAGAGGAAGAUCACCACCAGAUGCCUGAAUGCUUAUCAACUCCGAAGAAAGCGAAAAUGUGUGCCAAAACCUGUGUAA
Acaulospora morrowiae is the source of this 1845-nucleotide messenger RNA. The record is from the annotation of a GenBank genome assembly. NCBI's taxonomy places the organism in Eukaryota, Fungi, Glomeromycota, Glomeromycetes, Diversisporales, Acaulosporaceae.